Neodiprion fabricii is the source of this 1743-nucleotide messenger RNA. RefSeq names its product myosin-4 (gene CCDC151). Gene Ontology annotation, cellular component: cilium. Lineage: Eukaryota; Metazoa; Arthropoda; Insecta; Hymenoptera; Diprionidae. Bases 1 to 1743 code for a protein of 580 amino acids. The record is from RefSeq and is a predicted model, not a curated record. The transcript has 11 exons. Gene Ontology annotation, biological process: outer dynein arm assembly; cilium movement.
AUGGCGGACCCGCUAGUGCAAACAGCAAAGGAAAGCAAGCUGACUGCUCUCAACAAGAAGAUAAUCGAAAUCAAGAAAAAGAUACAGUUGUCAGAGGGACAGCGGAAGGCUUGCUUCGAGGAGUGCGAUGCGCAGAAGAAGGAGAACGCCGAGAAGGUCGCCAGGCUCAAGAAGGAAGUCAAAGAGCUUCAAGUCACCUUUGCCAAAGCUAAGAAUGAACAAGAGGCUGCUGAUACGGAGGCUCUGAGAGGACAGGAUCAGUCAUUGAGCAGCGUGAAGAGAAAGAACCUGGCUGAGGCGAUAGCUGGUCUGGACGAAGACAUCAUCCGUCUACGCAAAAAGCUCGACUUGAUCCGGUACGAAAGCGACAAGCAACAAAAAAAGCUAACCGGACUUCUGCAGGAGUAUGAGGAGCUCAUGAGCGGUACUGUUCAAAAGUUCACGGAGCAAAAAGUGGAAAACCCCGUGAAAAAGAAAAUCAUACGACUAGAGAAUCAGUUGCAACGGAUCCACGUGAUGCAAAUGGAGGCUGACACGGUGCGAAAGAAAUACAGAGGCGUACGAUCCAGUCUGAAGGCGGACGCGGCGUUGUACGCAUCCUCCUUACAGAUAGUCGAGGAGCAAAUUCAAGAGCAAAAAUCAGAAAUACGUCGACUACAGGACGUGAAGGAGGAGGCGAUUCACCUACGCGACAUUACCAAGGGAACACUGAUGAAGCAAGAGGUCGAAGCGAUGAACACUUCGAAACAGCGUGACGGCGUUAUUUUAGACUACAGGUUUGACACUGACAAGGAAGGAUCAUAUCAGGUGAAAAUAACUUCGGACGAUUAUCAUAUGGGCGUAGAUGGAAAAGGAAGAGCGAAAAAGCAAAGGGUUGAGGACCGAAGGCUGGAGCUGGAGCGACUGGAGAGAAUGAUAUUCCCGACGGGACGACCGGUUGUGCGGGAGGAUUCCAGCCUUCAGGACGAUCAGUCAGGAAAAAUGCCGGGCAAGGAGAGCACGCAGUAUUUAGAAGAGUCCUUCGACAGGCUCAAAGACGCCACGGGUGUGUCGAGAACCGAGGAUGUCCUGAACAGGUUUCUCAGUCAGAAGGCGACGAAAGAUAAGCUACAAAAAAUGCGGGUGGCGGCUGAGAACGAGAAGAUCACCCUGGAGCGAAAGAGGCAGCAACUCAUGGCCGAAAUCGAGAAGCAGAAGUUUUCGGAAACGAAAGAUUCCGAACAGAAUGCUGAAGAGUUGGAACACUACAACCGCCAAAUCGCCGAGCAGGUUCAGCGUCAGGAAAAGGCGCUGACUGAGAAUAAACGAGUCCAAGAACUCUUGAUGGAAGUGAACAGUACACUUUGGUUGCUCUGUGACAAGCUGAGGGACGUCAGCCUUACACCGAUACCGGAAAAAGUCGGAAGUAUCGACGAUGUUUUUGAACUUCUGGAUGUCCUCCAGGAAAAGGUCGAGGCCACAAUCGAGCUCGCCGGAGUUUUGGAAAAGAACGUUGAGGUCUUCGAAGAUUUAGUGGGCGAGCAGAUCGAAACGGUAUCGACGAGUGCGUCGGAGGAUGGAAAGAUGAAAGAUAUCGACGAUCGUCCGUUCUUCCCGACAUUUCCGUCAGCCUCAACGCCAGCAGCUCCAGCGCCGCCGUCGGAGGACGAGGAAGAAGUUCCAACUCGCAGUGUCCUUAAACGCCAGGCCCAGUUGCUCGUCGAUACGAAGAGUCGAAGAAAGGGAUUCAAUUUCAGGAGAUAG